Messenger RNA from Ectocarpus siliculosus, 204 nucleotides. The record is from the annotation of a GenBank genome assembly. Lineage: Eukaryota; Phaeophyceae; Ectocarpales; Ectocarpaceae.
AUGACUACUGCGGUCUGCGAAGGUCUCUGCGCCAAUUACGCGUACUACGGGACGCAGUACGGAACCGAGGCGGUCUGCUUGGAGCACUGCAGCGCCUACCCGUACUACGGAACUCAGUAUUCGACAGAGGACACUUCCUCUGACGAGAUGACCGCAGAGUACUCGAGGGAGGAAAGGCUGCGCAGUCGUCUUGAGAACACGUGA